AUGGUUGACGUAUUCAACGUACAAAUUUUCUUUGUCGUUUUCAGAGAGACCUUGGAAGCCGUUGUGGUUGUCUCUGUCCUUUUGGCUUUUUUGAAGCAGGGACUUGGCGGCUCCACUGAUGAUCCUGUCGUCUACAAGAAGCUUAAGCGACAAGUGUGGCUAGGGGCGAUUCUAGGGGUUGUCAUAUGUUUGAUCCUUGGUUGUGCUUUCAUUGGUGCUUUCUACUCGUUGGGCAAAGACAUUUGGGCUUCCUCUGAAGACUUGUGGGAAGGUAUUUUCUGUAUCAUUGCUACCGUUUUGAUUUCUUUGAUGGGUAUUGCCAUGUUGCGUAUCAACAAGAUGAAAGAGAAGUGGAGAGUCAAGUUGGCUCAGGCUCUUGUCAAGAAGGAGAAGAAAGGCCGUUUCAGUCUUGGUCAAUGGGCAAAGAAGUAUGCCUUGUUCAUCUUGCCAUUCAUCACUUGUUUGAGAGAAGGUUUGGAAGCCAUUGUCUUUGUCGGUGGUGUUGGUUUGAACUCUCCAGCUACUUCUUUCCCUAUCCCAGUCAUUACAGGUCUCCUCGCUGGUAUUCUCGUGGGUGUACUUUUGUACUACUCUGGUUCUACCAUGUCUUUGCAGAUCUUCUUGAUUAUUUCCACAUGUAUCUUGUACCUUAUUGCAGCUGGUCUUUUCUCCAGAGGUGUAUGGUUCUUUGAGACGUAUGUCUACAACAACAAGACUGGUGGUGAUGCUUCCGAGAACGGAAGUGGACCUGGUACUUACGAUAUCAGCAAGUCUGUUUGGCACGUCAACUGUUGCAACCCAGAGACCGACAACGGUUGGGAUGUUUUCAACUCGCUUUUGGGCUGGCAAAACUCUGCCACAUAUGGUUCUGUUCUCUCCUACAACAUCUACUGGAUUGUCGUUAUCGUUGUUCUUAUGUUAAUGAUGUACGAGGAGAAGACUGGCCACUUGCCAUUCGCCAAGAACUUGACUUUGAGAUCUUUGAACCCAAUGUACCACAUCAAGGGUAAGAAGAAGCACGAGUUGUCCAAGACUGAACAGGAGGAGUUGUUCGCAAGAGUCAGACACCAGGACAUGGCAGGUGAAGAUGAGGAUUCAUCUGAGUCUAUUGCUCACAAGGCAGUAGAGGGAGGUGAGAAGAAUGCCACCACUGAACAGACUCGUCCUCUCUAA
Candidozyma haemuli is the source of this 1173-nucleotide messenger RNA. Its product is annotated as FTR1 family protein. The transcript has a single exon. Gene Ontology annotation, cellular component: high-affinity iron permease complex; plasma membrane. Lineage: Eukaryota; Fungi; Ascomycota; Pichiomycetes; Serinales; Metschnikowiaceae. Gene Ontology annotation, biological process: iron ion transmembrane transport. Gene Ontology annotation, molecular function: ferrous iron transmembrane transporter activity. The record is from RefSeq and is a predicted model, not a curated record. Bases 1 to 1173 code for a protein of 390 amino acids.